This is a messenger RNA of Salvelinus fontinalis (brook trout), 516 nucleotides long. Its product is annotated as prickle-like protein 1. The transcript has 4 exons. NCBI's taxonomy places the organism in Eukaryota, Metazoa, Chordata, Actinopteri, Salmoniformes, Salmonidae. Gene Ontology annotation, molecular function: zinc ion binding. The record is from RefSeq and is a predicted model, not a curated record. The annotation marks the transcript as partial.
CGCCCGCGUGUGAUGAACCUGGAGCGGCCGGUGGGUGUGGGUGUCCGGGGCCUGGAUAUGGAGCAGCGGACGGGGGGGAAGCUGGGGAAACUGACCCUGGGCUUCCAGAGGAGCUCUACGUCAGACGAUGACUCAGGUUGUGCCCUGGAGGAAUACGCCUGGGUACCGCCUGGACUCAGACCUGAACAGGUACAGCAGUAUUUCUCCUGUCUUCCGGAGGACAAGGUCCCCUACGUCAACAGUCCUGGAGAGAAACACAGGAUCAGACAGCUGCUCUACCAGCUGCCGCCUCAUGACAAUGAGGUACGGUACUGCCACUCUCUCAGUGAGGAGGAGAAGAGGGAGCUCCACAUGUUCAGUGUCCAGAGAAAGAGAGAGGCUCUGGGGAGAGGAACCCCCAGGAUGCUCCCCCGAGCCCUGCAACACACCCUCUGUGAACAUGCAGAGCAGCAAUCCUAUAAAGAGCUGCUUCUCCCUCCUGAUGCUCUUCCUGUAGGCAGAGCAGCAAUCCUAUAA